Rubroshorea leprosula is the source of this 423-nucleotide messenger RNA. Lineage: Eukaryota; Viridiplantae; Streptophyta; Magnoliopsida; Malvales; Dipterocarpaceae. The record is from the annotation of a GenBank genome assembly.
GAUUCCAUGAUUUCUCCAUUUCAAAAACCAGAAUUGAAAUUUUCUUUCCGCAAUGCACGGGGCAGUCGCUGAAGAUUUCAGGGAGAGGACUUCCGAGAAGAAAUCAAAGAGGCAGCCGGCAGAGAGCUUGGAGGCGAGUUUGAGACAAAGCUUGCGCAGAUUCUGUGUUAGUGACAGUAGACGCAAAGGCAGCCACUGGGACACUUCAAUCCAAAACAAAGGGACAAGCGCAACAGUGAAGGCUACAGAUCUGAGUCCCACAAAUUGGGUUUUUGGUCUUCUAAACUUAUUUUUUUCUUUGUUUAGAUAUGGAACUGUGGUUCAUCAAUUUAAUCUCAGAUUUGAUAAUGUUUGGUAUGAACUAAUUUUGCCAUCUAAGGCUACGAUGUAGCCUGAUCAAUUUAAUAUAGAAUUUCAUGAUUU